AGCCCCCCACUCCAGCAGGCCUGCAGAGGACUGGCCUUCCUGGAGACCCCCAAUGGCCUCGUGCGCCCGCAAGACCUUUACGAUCCCCAUGAGAGCACCUUGCAGGCACUGCUGGGCCCUGAGCGCUUUCCUUCCGCCGCCUUCCGCAGUCCACCUGUCCUCCGUGCCUUGAGAGCCCUGGGCUUGCGGCGUGGCGAGGGGUGCCUGGUGCCGUCGGACAUCCUGCAGGCUGCAGCAAGCGUGCGUCAGGGCAACACGGCGGCUCUGAACAGGGCUCAGGCACUGAUCAAGGUCUGCAACCGCCCCAAGGCACUGGCCAGUUUCAGCGCCGCGGAGCUUAGGCAGCUCCAGAACUUGCCAUGGGUUCCUCGUUCCAAGUGCACUGGAAUGCCUAGGCAGCCCUUCCUGCCCCCCAGGGAGCUGCGGUCCACCCAGGAAGUGGAUGAGGUCGGCCUCGCGCUCCAGCCGGUCUACCAGCACAUGCUGGGAAACCUGAAGACCUUCAGGGCUGCCCCGGAUGAUGCCGUGGUGUGGACCGGGACUGGGGUCCUGGAGGCCUCAGGCUUUGCUCUCCGCCCGGCUGCCUCUGCUGUGUACCUGGACAUGGAACUGGAGGCAGAGGAGGAUGUUCAGGAGGUGGUGCAUGAGGCAGUGCCAUCCAGCACAGCCACGUUCUUCGGUGCAGAGCUUCUCAGCACGCGGGUGCUGGGGCCAGAGCCGUUCACCACCUGCGGCCCCUCGGAGCCCAUCACCUUACGGCUCCGCAACAUCCUCCGGGAGUACGGUGAAGAGGGCGACCUCUUCACAGAGAUGGUCCAGAACGCAGAGGAUGCCGGAGCUACUGUGUGUCGCUUCCUCCUGGACCUCCGGCACUUCAAAAAGGCCACCUCUGGGCUGCUAGACCCUGGCAUGGUGGCCUGCCAUGGCCCGGCCCUCUGGGCAUACAACAACGCCCUGUUCACAGAGGAUGACCUCCGUAACAUCACACGGGUCGGGGCUGCCACAAAGGAGGGCCAGGCAGGCCGGAUCGGUCGCUUUGGCUUGGGCUUCAGCUCCGUCUACCGCGUCACGGAUGUGCCGGCGGUGCUGAGUGGGGAGACACUGCUCAUCUUUGAUCCCAACGGCACUCAUCUGGGCAAGCACAUCCCCAGAGCUGGCUGCCCUGGCAUUCGCCUGGACUUCUCCAGCCGACCGCGCAUCCUGCGUGCUUUUGCCGAGCAGUUCUGGCCCUACCACGGUAUCUUUGGGUGCCACCUGCCUGAGCCAGGACCCUUUCCAGGGAGUCUUUUCCGCCUGCCUUUUCGCACUGAAGAGGAAGCUGUAACAUCGCAGAUUUGCUCGGAGGCCUUCGGAACAGAGCGCAUCCAGUCCCUUGGCACCAGCUUCCUUGGCUCUAACCGGCUACUGCUGCUCUUCCUGCGGAGAGUGAGGGAGAUGUCCCUGGAGAUGCUGCCAGACAUGGCCACCUCUGUAGAGGAUACCGUGCCUCUGGCCACGCUGCGGAGAAAGGAGAUCCAAGACCUGGGAGCUCCCGGGGAUUCUCCAGGCUGGGCAGCCAUUGAGCAGCUCACAGCCUGCGAGGAGGCAGCCAAGACCACAUGGCAUUACCUAGUUUUGGUGUGCCAGGGUGAUGGGAAGUUGCUGGAACCAUUUCACCAGAACACACAGGCAGGGCUCCAUGCUCUGCCUCCCGUGGCUGGUGUGGCCCUUCCCCUCGCCCUUACUACAGAUGGCAAAUGGAUGCCACGUCUGGGUGCCGAGGAGGGGCGAGUCUUCUGCCACCUUCCCAUGCCAGUUGCCUCGGGGCUGCCAAUUCACGUGCACGGGGCCUUCAGCAUCCUCUCCAACCGCAAAGGGCUGUGGGACACGGCUGAGCGGGGCGAGUGGAACCGGGCGCUGCUCCGCAAUGCCGUGCCGGUUGCCUGGCUCCGGGCGCUGGACCACCUCCGCACCAUGCAUGAGGCAGGUGAGUUGAAGAACUAUGAAUAUCAUGUCUUCUGGCCAGACGCUAACACUGCCCGUUACCCCUUCACGGAGGCUGUGACUGGUUUCUACCAGGCUGCUGUGGUCAGACAUCCCAAGCUGGGUGCUGUGGCGAAGCGUGUCUUUGCCACCACCCUGCCCCAGCCCCUGUUAGCUGUGACCUUACCAGAGCAGGUGCAGAGGGGCCUUGGGAAGGCAGCGGAUGCUGGCACCUAUGACUGGCCCCGCUUUUACUGCGAGCUUGUGCUGCCCAAGUUGGAAGACCUCUCUGUUGUUGACCGGGACCCGCUGCUUCUCCAUGCGCUGGAUAUGUCCCAUGAUGAUGUGGACAAAGUGCUGCAGACAGUGCCCUGCAUACCCCUCAUGGCCACCUGCAGCUCAUCAAUUUCCUGGUCCAUCCCCGAGGCCGCACUGCCUCUUUAUAUGACCCUGAAGAUGGGCGCUUCCCCACUGGGGACGCCUUCCUUUCCCCAGAAAGACUAA
Tauraco erythrolophus (red-crested turaco) is the source of this 2466-nucleotide messenger RNA. Lineage: Eukaryota; Metazoa; Chordata; Aves; Musophagiformes; Musophagidae. The record is from RefSeq and is a predicted model, not a curated record.